Macrosteles quadrilineatus (aster leafhopper) is the source of this 2741-nucleotide messenger RNA. Its product is annotated as RNA-binding protein 45-like. The coding region runs from base 188 to 1750 and encodes 520 amino acids. The transcript is spliced from 11 exons. Gene Ontology annotation, molecular function: RNA binding. The record is from RefSeq and is a predicted model, not a curated record. NCBI's taxonomy places the organism in Eukaryota, Metazoa, Arthropoda, Insecta, Hemiptera, Cicadellidae.
AGUAGAGUAGUUAGUUCUAGUUGUCAAAAGCGAAUUAGUAUGGUAUAGUAUAAGCUGCCGUGCUGAAUUUUAGUUUGUGAUCUGUGAAACUUGGUUUGAUAUUUAAGGCCUUGCACUGCAUUUUUUGUUAAAUCAUAAUUUCAAAUAGUGAUUAAAAGUGUUAAUAACUAAAUAAUAGCUAUUAAAAAUGAGGGAUAGUCAUUCAAAAGAUCAUGACAAAUUCUCAAAGCUCGACGACCCUCCGAAUUCUAGACUUUUUGUCGCCCAGAUUAAAGAUAUAUCUGAAGAAGAACUAAGGGAGGCUUUUGGGCAUUAUGGUGAAGUGGAAGACGUGUGGAUAUGUAAAGACAAGCACACAGGAGAGCCGAAAAAUAUUGCUUUCAUUAAAUUUACUAAAACAUCAGAUGCUGCUCGUGCGAUGGAAGGACUUAACGGACAAGUUCUUGACGGACAUUCUAAACCUAUAAAAGUCACAGUAGCUCUUUCACGAGACCAGCCUAAUCUGAUGGGCAAGUCUGAUGAUAUGGAGCGACUUCUCAGGCUGUUUAUUGUGGUUCCUAAGAGUAUUGGCGAAGACGAUAUUAAUGCUGAGUUCAAAAAGUACGGUGACAUUGACUACAUCUCCGUCAUUAGAGACAGAGAAACUAAGGAGAGCAAAGGCUACGCUUUUGUUAAGUACAAAAAAGUCUCUCACGCUGCCACAGCAUUUGAGGAGUGCAAUCGUAGUUAUAAGGCUGUCUUUGCACGGCCCAAGGAGCAAGACUUCCAGAAAAAGUCCAAUCACCACGAUCGCUACAUGGACCCGUUUGACCGCCCGUACAAUUCCAUGCAGUCCAACUCAUUUAAUUCAAUGCAACAACCAUCUCCACCGCCUUUCAUGGAUAUGGCUUCGCACAGUCGACAAGGCUACCCCGGACCCAGCACCAUGGACCUGAUCAACAACUACUCCGGUCGUCUGGACACUGCUCGUCUCACGGCCCUGGUGUCUACUCAGUUGUCCGAGGACCAAGUUGAACGUUUGUUUGACCUCGUGCCUGGACUCAAGAUCUGUCGGUUUGUUAACGAAUCAACAAACUACAAUCGCACUCCUUUACUGAGAAGAGUCCUCCUAGAGUAUGCAAGUCCCAACGCCGCAUCCUACGCUUUGGAAAAGUUGCAUGGUUUUGAAUAUCCCCCUGGAAAGAAAAUCGUUGUAAAAUCAGAAUAUGACGGCUCGGACGGGUUGCUUGGAGGUGUGUCAGGCAAGAGAGACGCUAUGGGUCUCGUAGCCGCUAAGUCUGCACCUGAGAUCACUCAGGAGCUGGCAACACUGACUAAAGCCCUAGCCGAGGCUACCAACAUGAUAAAACUGCAAGUCGGAGGAGCUUUGGCAGGAGCAAGCAGGAUGGGUCCUGGUCAAGGAUCAGACAAUUACGAUCCUUCCCUCUGCUCCGUCAGACUUCCCCCUCCUCAACCCCUCGCACGAGUUGAAUCCAAAACUGUCGAAAGACUAUUUAUUGUAGGCCAGCCUUCUAUGCCAUCUCGCAAUGCACUGUGGGACGUUUUUGGCCGUUUCGGAGAUCUUGUUGAUGUCUACAUAAUCAACGGAAAGAACUGCGGUUUUGUCAACUACGCAAAGAAGGAAUCAGCUGAGAGGGCAAUGGAGAUGCUACAUGGAGCCGACGUGUGUCAGAUGAGGUUGAAGGUGUCUUUGGCCGACCCUCCAAAGAACGACAGUCGGAAACGUUUAAAAAUGGAUCCUGGUAAUUAAAUAUCUCAGUGGUCCGAGUUAAUUGAGUCUUGACUUAGACUUACAGAGUACGAUACUGGGUCAACCGCACUCACUCACAUUUACUAGACUUUAGUGUUAGUGUUUACGAUAUAUGUUUGGUGAUUUGACUGUACUACAAGAACUUUUAUUUUGAUUAAGUUAAGAUUAAACUUUUACUGAUUGACACUUUCCUCUUGCUUUGUCUUGUUUUAUACAUUUUUCACUAGAGGUGUGCGAACGUACCAGUCGCAGACUGUUUUGAUAUCGCAAUCGUGCAACCCGUCUUCAAAGAUUGCGCCAUCAAAACGUUCAUGUUUUCACAGAUUGUGAGAGGCAAUGAUGAUGUAUCCGUAACGUGAGAUAUAACCAGGAUUUUACUGUGAUUGACGAUGAUGUAAACAAGUCCGUGGGGAUGUUUUUGUGAAUUGCAAAUUUAGCUUUGCCUGAGGAAGAUGAUUAUGUUUCCCAGACUGGGGGGUGGGGGGAUUAUCACAAAAUUACUGUGAUCACUUUUUGAUUUUUGUCGAUUGUAAAAUAUCUACCUACAUUUGUUUCAAAUAACGACUUGCUUGCUAAUGUAUUAGGUGGAUGAUUCCUAGUAAAAAUUUUAAUUUUAAUAAGUUAAGUAGGGAAUUAUUUAUUAUUGGGAUCUUAUAAAACCAUGGGAGGGUUUUUUAUUUGCAAAUUUUGAAUCAACCACUUGGACUUGACAUAUUUUUAUGAUUCUUCUGUUAAAAGAAAGAUAAAUUCAUUUAUAAUAAGGCAUUACAAAAAAUGUUAGCCUAUAUAAAUAAGUUCCUUGGAAUCGAGCCUUUUUUUCAAAAACCUCGACUCGGAACACAGCUCAAUCCAAAAUAUCAGGCUCGCACACCUCUCCUUUUCAGCUCUCAACAUGAAUCUCAUAUUGAUACUAAUGAUGUAACUUUCUUACUUUUAGUACAAAUUUAUUAUAAGGUACUUGAUGUGUUGGAAAUAAACUUACUUAUCUGGA